This is a messenger RNA of Photinus pyralis (common eastern firefly), 1582 nucleotides long. RefSeq names its product pre-mRNA-processing factor 39-like. Gene Ontology annotation, biological process: RNA processing; mRNA 5'-splice site recognition. Bases 1 to 1221 code for a protein of 406 amino acids. The record is from RefSeq and is a predicted model, not a curated record. Gene Ontology annotation, molecular function: protein binding. The transcript has 5 exons. Lineage: Eukaryota; Metazoa; Arthropoda; Insecta; Coleoptera; Lampyridae. Gene Ontology annotation, cellular component: U1 snRNP; U2-type prespliceosome; commitment complex.
AUGGUGGAGGGGCAGAGUACAGACGAAGAGACAAAAGUAAUUCGAGAAAGGAUAGUAUCGAUCCGUAGAAAGAUUCACAAAAACACAGUUAAUGCCGUUACAGCACGCUGGAAUUUUGAAGAAGGUAUCAAACGGCCAUACUUCCACGUGAAGCCUUUGGAACGAUGCCAAUUGAAGAACUGGCAGGAUUACUUGGAUUUCGAAGUCGAACAAGGUGACCAGGUCAGGAUCGUUGUUUUGUUUGAACGGUGUUUAAUCGCGUGCGCAUUAUACGAAGAAUUCUGGUUACGUUUCGUUCUUUACCUGGAAGGAUUGAAAGACCCCAAUUUACAACCCAAAAUUAAAGACGUUUACGAGAGAGCUUGCACGAUACACCAUUUGAAGAAACCAAACCUGCACUUACAGUGGGCCAUGUUUGAGGAAUCGGUUCAAAACUUCAAUCGGGCCGCUGAAAUAUUGGUUAACCUAGAGAAAUCGGUGCCUAAUUUACUUCAAGUUGCUUACAGACGUAUAAACCUAGAAAGAAGGAGGGCCGAUUAUGAAAAAUGUUGCCAGCUAUACGAGCAUUACAUGAGCACCACAAAGAACAAAGUUAUCGCGAGCAACUUGGCGAUUAAAUUUGCCCGUUUCCACUGGAAAGUCUUAAAAGACCUCGAUAAAGCAAUGGAGGUGUUAAAUACUGCCGUCACCAAAGAUUUGAACAACGCAAGAUUAUAUCUACAGCUUAUCGACUUCACAUUACAAAAAGAGGAAUUCACCGAAACCGACAUUCUAUCCCUUAUUGACGCAUUUCUUGAGAAAGAAGGAAUCGACAUCGAACAAAAGGUACUUUUCGCCCAAAGGAAAUUGGAAUUCCUAGAAGAUUUUGGUUCCAACAUUCAAGCCGUACAAAAGGCACAAGAAGAAUAUCAGAAAUACACUAAACUAACAAAAGAUAUGAAAAAGAAAGAGACGUCCAAAGCUGAUACGACAUUGUCAAAGAAAGAUAAAAAUCCUCCUCUUCCGUCAUCUCAAUCGAAUUCCUAUGGAAAUUACGGAAACUAUUCAAAUUCGACUAAUUCGGGCGCUUACAAUCAAUAUUCCAGUGCUCAACAAGGACAAUACAAUUACGCUCAAUAUGGACAAGGCGACCAGUAUCAGUACCAAAAUUGGCAGUAUCCGCAAAGCAGUUACGGAAGCUAUAAUCAGUGGAGCGGAUAUAGCAGUGGAUAUGGCUACUAAAUUUAAUCGUCGGAUAAUUUAUAAAUUAAUUAGUACCUGUACAUAAAAACCACGUUAGGUUAAGUUUUCAUACAAUUUUUAAUUUGUGAAUUUCAUUGUACGUUUUAUUAUUUGAGUAAGAGCGGUUUCUUGUCAAAUCUAAAAAUUAUGCACUCUUAUUUGAAUAAUGAAGUCAUAAGCACCAAUGCCAUGAGAUGUGUCUAUUGUAGGUAUUACGCCUUAGAUUUAGAUUUGAGAAAAUUAAACAUUCUGGAAAAUAUAUUCACUUUUUUAUUUGUUAUUUUAUUACGUAUUAGUAACAGCUAUGUGGCUCUUGAUCAUAAUUGUAAAGUAAUUACAAAUUAAAAUUACAUUAGCCUUC